Molecule: messenger RNA, 1674 nt
Organism: Fusarium redolens
Lineage: Eukaryota; Fungi; Ascomycota; Sordariomycetes; Hypocreales; Nectriaceae
Product: general substrate transporter
Exons: 3
Coding region: 1-1674 (557 amino acids)
Biological process (GO): transmembrane transport; carbohydrate transport
Cellular component (GO): membrane
Molecular function (GO): carbohydrate:proton symporter activity
Source: RefSeq, a predicted model, not a curated record
AUGGGCGUUGAAGAUCACAACGAGGAGCGUCGCGGCUCCGUCGCCCUCCAGACUGCCGAAAAUGUCGAGCAGAUCGAGGCCCCCGUCACCUGGAAGGCCUACCUGAUGUGCGCCUUUGCCUCAUUCGGUGGUAUCUUCUUCGGCUACGAUUCCGGUUACAUCAACGGUGUCAACGGCUCAAAGUACUUCAUUCACCAGGUCGAGGGCGCUGGUGCUGAUAAGCUCAGCGAGAGCCACCAGUCUCUGAUCGUCUCUAUCCUCUCCUGCGGUACCUUCUUUGGUGCCCUCAUCGCUGGUGAUCUUGCUGACCGCAUUGGUCGCAAGUGGACUGUCAUUGCUGGUUGCUUUAUCUACGCUCUUGGUGUUGUUAUUCAGAUGAUUACUGGUCAUGGUGAUGCUCUUGCUUGCAUCGUUGUCGGUCGUCUCAUUGCCGGUAUCGGUGUCGGUUUCGAGUCUGCCAUUGUCAUUCUUUACAUGUCUGAGAUUUGCCCCAAGAAGGUCCGUGGUGCCCUCGUCGCCGGUUACCAAUUCUGCAUCACCAUCGGUCUCCUCCUCGCUGCCUGCAUCGUCUACGGAACCGAGAACUUCGACAACAUGAAGUCCUACCAGAUCCCCAUCGGUCUCCAGUUCCCCUGGGCCGUCAUCCUCGGCGGUGGUCUCUUCUUCCUCCCCGACUCUCCUCGAUACUUCGUCAAGCGUGGCCGCAUCGAAGAGGCCAUCGACGCCCUCGCCAGGGUCCGAGGUCAGCCCAAGGACUCUAAGUACGUCCAGUCCGAGAUCGCCGAGAUCAUCGCCAACGAGGAGUACGAGCGCCAGAUCAUUCCCUCUACUUCUUUCUUCGGCAGCUGGGCCAACUGCUUCAAGGGUAGCCUCUGGGAUGGCAAGUCUAACCUUCGCCGAACUAUCCUCGGUACUUCUAUGCAGAUGAUGCAGCAAUGGACCGGUGUCAACUUCAUCUUCUACUACUCUACUCCCUUCCUCCAGUCCACUGGUGCUAUCGACAACGUCUUCCUCAUCUCUCUCGUCUUCACCCUCGUCAACGUCUGCUCCACUCCCCUCUCCUUCUGGACUGUUGAGCGAUUCGGUCGCCGAAGCAUCCUCCUCAUCGGUGCCUUCGGUAUGCUUGUCUGCCAGUUCCUCGUCGCCAUCAUCGGUGUCACCGUCGGCUUCAACCACACCCACUCCUCCCCCACCGCUGACGAGCCCGACCGCAUGAUCGCCAACAACAUCAGCGCCGUCAACGCCCAGAUCGCCUUCAUCGCCAUCUUCAUCUUCUGGUUCGCCUCCACCUGGGGCCCCGGUGCCUGGAUCGUCAUCGGCGAGAUCUUCCCCAUCCCCAUCCGAUCCCGCGGUGUCGGUCUCUCCACCGCCUCCAACUGGCUCUGGAACACCAUCAUCGCCGUCAUCACCCCCUACAUGGUCGGCGAGAACCGAGGCAACCUCAAGUCCUCCGUCUUCUUCAUCUGGGGCGGUCUCUGCACCUGCGCCUUCGUCUACACCUACUUCCUCGUCCCCGAGACCAAGGGCCUGUCUCUCGAGCAGGUUGAUAAGAUGAUGGAGGAGACCACUCCCCGAACCUCUGCCAAGUGGCGCCCUCACACCACCUUUGCCCAGACCAUGGGUGCUGGUGAUGUCAAGGUUGUCCCCAAGACUGAGCAUGACGACCACGUCUAA